AUGUGGCUGCCAUUGCGGCUCACCAUGAUCCUGUGGAUGGGUGAGAAUCAGAGAAUAGCAGAAACAUACAAAUAUUGUCUAGAAAUCGAGUUUGAAAAUGUUCCAGAAGACGCUGGGUUUCACUCCACUUGCUACAGGCAUUUCAUUGACAAAAAGCGCUUGGAUGUGGCAGAGAAACGUGUCACACAGCGUCCUGAAGUUCAAGAUGCUCACAAAGACCAGUCACUGUCAUCGAGUCGUAGUACAUCAAUAUCUGAAUGUCCGACAAAGAAACUUAGGUCCAGGACGGGCCUGCCGGUAGCUUGUGCAGGUCCUGUGCUUCCUGCAUUGUGCAUCAUUUGUAAGAAAACGGACAAGUACAUUACUGUGGCAGGCAAAGGACCAUCUUUCACAGGCAGAAACAUUGUCAGCAGGUGGUACACCAGGUUCUUGACAAAGUCUACUGCAACAGUUACUGAGACCUCAGAAGAACAAAAUGAGCCAACCUUCGAUGCCAGCUACAAGAUCUUCUGUGAGAGGAUCAUCCGCCAUAGAAUAAUUGUAAACCAAGAGGUGCUGACAAUGAUGCAGCUAAGAAGGAUCUUUUUAAAUCUUGUGAAAAAACAUGAAGAUCUUGAUGCUUCAAACUACAGGCAGGAUAAAUUGAAGAGGAGGUUGAGCCAUGAUUUCCCCCAGCUGGUGUUUCACUCGCCCAACAGCCGCAACAUCAGUGAGCUGGUUUUUGUUGAGACACUGUCUGCAAACAAGCUGAUAGACAGGCUACCUCAUCCAUCAGGUACAGAAACAACAGAGUCAACUGAGGUAACUAGCCAAAGUGAUGGUGAAAACACGACAAAUACAACAUCUGUUCCACAAAGACAAACCUCAGUGGCCUCUAUCAAUACUACAGAAGACACAAGGACACUUUAUAGUGCAGCAUUGAUAUUAAAGAUGCUUCUAUGAGACUCUCCCAGUAUGACAUGUCCAUGGCUACCCACGUCUGAUGAUUUAAAUGUGAGUGAAGCAAAAUCUGUUGUGCCACUCGAACUGUAUAAUCUGAUUUCCUGGAUUAUAGGUGCAACUGAGGAACCAACACUGGCCCAUUAUGUUGAUAUUCCAGAUGAUUUGAACCUAAAAGUGAUAUCUAUUUGUCAAGACAUUGUGUAUCUGGCAUCUAAGUGCCGUAGGCAG
Molecule: messenger RNA, 1170 nt
Organism: Cyprinus carpio (common carp)
Lineage: Eukaryota; Metazoa; Chordata; Actinopteri; Cypriniformes; Cyprinidae
Exons: 5
Coding region: 1-942 (313 amino acids)
Source: RefSeq, a predicted model, not a curated record